This is a messenger RNA of Hemibagrus wyckioides, 1197 nucleotides long. RefSeq names its product mitochondrial ribosomal protein S22 (gene mrps22). Gene Ontology annotation, cellular component: mitochondrial small ribosomal subunit. Gene Ontology annotation, molecular function: structural constituent of ribosome. NCBI's taxonomy places the organism in Eukaryota, Metazoa, Chordata, Actinopteri, Siluriformes, Bagridae. The record is from RefSeq and is a predicted model, not a curated record. Bases 37 to 1050 code for a protein of 337 amino acids. The transcript is spliced from 8 exons.
GUAAAAGAAAGCGUAGAAGAAGAAGCCUGUGGAAACAUGGCGGCGCCCAGUGCUGCACUGCGUUUAUUUCGCUCUUGUCAUGGCGUGAGAAAUGUAGAUUUUGACGCCAGGACAGUGUUACGUGGUGUCAGGCGGUUGUCUUGUAGUUUAUCAUCAGGGGAAAACACUGAUCAGGUCCAAAAAGCCCAGUUCACGGAUACUGAAGUUCAGGAGAUUUUGACGAGAAUCACAGGAUUGGAUUUGAAUAAAGUAUUUCGUCCGGUUAAACAGGAGCUUAAACCACCGAAGUAUAAACUUCUGACUGAUGCUCAGUUAAAGGAGGCAGUGAAAAAGGCAGAGGAAGAGGCCCAGAGGAUGCUGAAGAUGCCUCCAGUUUUACCAGAAAGGCAACCCAUCGAUGAUGUCCUGUGCGAGGAUAAGAUACUGGAGGGCAUGGACACAGCCAAAUACGUCUUCACAGACAUCACCUACAACAUCCCACACCGAGAGCGGUUUAUCGUGGUGAGAGAACCGAGCGGGGUGCUGCGCAAAGCAUCAUGGGAAGAAAGAGACCGGCUCAUACAGGUUUAUUUCCCCAGGGAGGGCCGCAAGCUCACAGCGCCACCUAUCUUUAAAGAAGAAAACCUCAAGGUUAUUUUUGGGGAAAACCGACACGAGGAGGUUCUGAAGUACUGCCUGGUCCAGUUUGAACCCGACUCUGCAGAUUUUAAGCGGGUACACACGCUGACCUAUGAGGACAUCGAGAAACACGGGAAAUACGAGCUCCUCAGAUCCACGUGUUUAUUCGGAGGUCUCGUGUGGCACCUCGUCAACGGCCGCAGAAUAGACGGACUGUUGCUGGACAUGCUGCAGAGAUACCGGCUGCAGGAUGCCGUGGAUCUGGUGCAGCUCUUCAAGCUGGUUCAUCCUCAGAGUGACGUGGCAUUAAAUAGCAAACAAGCCACAGGCAUCGAGCUGCUCAAGGUCUAUGCUGAUUGUGAGGCCCAGAAACCUGCCAUCAAGCUGGCUUUGCAGUCAUAUGAACAGGCGAUGGCAGCGAACUCGGCUUAAAACUGUUCCAAAGUGCAGCAUCAUGUCCGACAUCACUCUGUUAUUGUAAAAUAAAACAUUUUGUAAUACUGAAACAGCACAGAAUAGUGCAAAUUGAUUAUUGUUCUUGUGUCACACCGUGUGUUAAUAAACUUUCAGCUAUGUGAA